Corylus avellana is the source of this 1292-nucleotide messenger RNA. RefSeq names its product beta carbonic anhydrase 5, chloroplastic. Gene Ontology annotation, molecular function: zinc ion binding; carbonate dehydratase activity. The record is from RefSeq and is a predicted model, not a curated record. NCBI's taxonomy places the organism in Eukaryota, Viridiplantae, Streptophyta, Magnoliopsida, Fagales, Betulaceae. Gene Ontology annotation, biological process: carbon utilization.
UAAGAUACAUAUUUCAUAUUCUUCUUUAUUUGAUAAAGAUGAUUACAUAUAUGGCUUUUAAGUCAAAGGCACCAAAUGCAAAGGCCAUAACAGAGAUGAUCUGCCAAAUUCGUCAGAUAUAGAACGCGGACGUUCAUUUCAAGAAUGGUAGCUCUAAGCUCAUCCAUGGUCUUUGGCGACUCCUUUCACUGCACACCCUUUUCUGGUUUUGGCUAUUCCUUUGUGGGUUCUCGAAGAAAUUUUCCUAAUCCAAGCACAACCAAAUUCGCGAAGGACGAGGGUGCCCAUUUAGCAUUACUGCCUUCAGUGGAGAGAAACCUAGUUUCAAGACUGAAAGCUUCGAGCAAUUCACCUGGACUUGCACAGGAUCUUAUAAACUAUAAAGUGAAAAAUGUGGGCAAAACUGAUGGUGGCCAGGACUUGUUUGGUGAAAUGAAACAGAGGUUUCUUAAUUUCAAGGAGCAGAAAUAUAUAAAGGAGUUGGAGCAUUUUCAAAAUCUUGCUGAAGUCCAAUACCCUAAGUUUAUGGUAAUUGCUUGUGCAGACUCUAGGGUAUGCCCUUCUAACAUCCUUGGGUUUGAACCUGGAGAAGCCUUUAUGAUUCGGAAUGUUGCAAAUCUUGUUCCUCCACUUGAGAAUGGACCAUCAGAAACUAAUGCUGCUCUCGAGUUUGCGGUAAACACUCUUGAAGUUGGAAAUAUAUUAGUCAUUGGUCACAGUAGCUGUGCUGGAAUACAAACCCUUAUGAGCAUGCAAGAUGAUGUGGACUCAAGAAGCUUUCUUAAAAAGUGGGUCACUAAUGGGAAAGUAGCCAAGUUAAGAACAAAAGCUGAUGCAGCCCACUUUAGCUUUGACCAGCAAUGCAGACACUGCGAGAAGGAAUCAAUCAACCGUUCAUUACUGAACUUGCUUACAUACCCGUGGAUACAAGAGAGGGUCAGAAAAGAGUCGCUCUCUAUUCAUGGAGGGUAUUAUGAUUUCCUCAAUUGUACAUUUGAGAAGUGGACUCUUGAUUUGAAGGGAAGCAGCACUGGAGAAGAGGGCAGUUGCUCUGUCAAAGAUCAAGCUUUUUGGUGUUGACUUGUCUUCCACAAGCUGGGCUUCACUGUUACGAACUCUUUUUUUUUUUUUUUUUGUGAAAAAAAAAAAAAACUAAUUUGUGAUUCUCAAUGCAGUUGAAAUUGUGUAAUUUAUCUCUAUGUCUGUAACAAGAAAGUAAAAUCGGGUCCAAGCUAUUAAUUGCCCUUCCUCUAUAUCUCAGUGGAGAAUUGAACCAUUGGUUAGAGAUAUCA